Messenger RNA from Prorocentrum cordatum, 1302 nucleotides. The record is from the annotation of a GenBank genome assembly. Lineage: Eukaryota; Dinophyceae; Prorocentrales; Prorocentraceae.
AUGGCUUCGGCGCAUAGCGCGAUCGUCACGGCGCUUCAGCACCGGGUUCAGUUUGUCAGUGCCCAAACGGCGACUACAGGGACCCCCGUCGGCUCGAUGCUAGACGCGAAGUUGCAGGCGAUGUUGGUCCAGAUUCAGCAGGCGACUGGGAUCACGCUCCAGGGGGGGACCGAGAUCAUGAACGAGGUAGGCCGUGGCCCGUGGACAGUAGAACACAGGCAGGCCUUCUCUACUGCCGUGAGCAAUAACAUUGCGGCGCCCGUCGCGCGGUCGACUCGCCCUACCCAGAAGUGCAGUGCCAUCCGCAACUUCUUCACGGAAGGCGAUUGGGCGAUCUUCGAGAGCAGCCAGCUGACCGAAGAGCCGAAGCUGCAGGCGAUGGCGAAGAGGCUUUCCAUGCUCGGCAUCGUGUGCCCAUGCGAGAAGCUCUUGAUGUCGGCAUGCGCGUUGCUGGUCAUGAAGGGCGACCCCCCGCCGAAGGACCACGCUCAGAAACGCGAAAUGUGCCACAACCUGUCGAAGCUGAUCAAGAUGCACGACAAGACGACUACAUGGCCGUUCACCUACAUCACGAACUACAUGGACAGCCCCCUGACCUUGCCUCCAGAGAUUUAUGCCCGCGCAUACGGCGCCGACAAGCCCUGUCCACCACCCCCGCCGUUCGAGACGUCGGUCUACAACGAUGCCGUCUUGGGAAUGUGCUACAGGUCCAACCGCACUGGCGUGUCGGGCAGCAAGAAAUCCCCUGGCACCUCACUUGCUGUUCCGACCGCAGGCGCAUUGCAGCAGCAUCAUCAACAAGUUGACGCGAUGCAGAUGUGCAUGGGGAUGAUGGGCGCGAUGAUGCAGCGCAUGGGGGUGGCGCCGACUGGAGCAGACAACGUCAACGACGGCGGCAUCAACAUUGCAAUGCUGAAGGGCGGCGCGGCUUCUCCCAAGUCUUCGGCGCCCUCUCAUACGUUGAGUGCAGAGACUCUGUCUCUGGGGGGUUCGCCCAAGGAACCGAUGCCAGCACCCCCCGCGCCAGCAGGGCCCGCGAAGACCGCGGCGGCCGCGGUUGAUGAGGCCAAGGAGCUCGAGAAGAAGAUGGUCGCAUCUGCCCAGGCCCAUGGCAAGUUCACGGCCGACAUCUCGCAUCUCUUGACGCCCGAGCUUGCCAAGGGCUGCAUCCCGAAGAACUUCAAGUGCAAGGCUUACGACCGCGCGAAGUACCUAGCUCAGCAGGCGGGGUUGAGCAGUUCAGCUCAGACAUCGGUUGCUCAGAUGGCUUAUGCCAAAGCAGCCGAGUACCUCGCGGCCUGA